GCUCCUGAGGCCAGAUAUCAGGCCGCAAGGCUACAUGAAUAGCGUUGAAAGCUGAUGAAAUUGCAUCAGUGAGUCUGGAAAGCUACAGUUGGAAGCAAAGAUGGCACCUCUGAUCUCUUAUACGCUGCCUGCGAUACAGCUCGUGUGGAUUCUUGUCGUCCCGGGAGCUUUAGCCGCGAGUAUCGCCAAUUUGGAUUCAAAUCUUGCGGUGCAGUCGGAAAAUCCGAACUUGUCCAACGCGGAAAACUUGGCUGUCUCGGGGCUAAACGUAACUCCGACUUCAAAUCCAGCUGUGACUGAAUCGUCGCCGAAGGUCGGAACCGAGACUCUACCGGUCGGUUAUACGAGCUUUCCUCAAAUCGGAGCAGCUUUCAAGUAUCAUCGUGACGAAAAGGUGACGUGGCGAAAUGCUGCACAGAAAUGCGUCGACGAGGGCGGAAACUUGGUGGUGACUGAUUCCUGGCGCAAGUUCGACGUCGUUCGGUCACUCUUAUCACCCGGCGAUAAGAUCCACGUAGGAAUUCGCGAGGACGUAUCCGGGAAUUGGGUGGACGUCAGGACAGGAUCACCCGUGCCGACAGUACCUUGGCAAUCGGUUCAACCUGCCGGUCGAGGCUACUACUGUGCCGCAAUGUUCAAAAAUGUUCGAGGACUGGACAACCAUUGGUGCGAAGGAAUCGAAUAUUUCGUAUGCGAGAUUGGGAUUUAAGGGAAAAAUUGCUGAGCGUGUAGACUCGCGAAUAUAACCAUUAAUUAGCUGAUAACGGAAUCUUAGAUGCGUGCUACUGCGAUAUAUUUUGUCAUUUCACUGGUCGAAUAAAAGUUGGUGUUACAGUCGGAAAGGAUUUUAACAACAA
Molecule: messenger RNA, 857 nt
Organism: Neodiprion virginianus
Lineage: Eukaryota; Metazoa; Arthropoda; Insecta; Hymenoptera; Diprionidae
Product: macrophage mannose receptor 1-like
Exons: 2
Coding region: 101-709 (202 amino acids)
Source: RefSeq, a predicted model, not a curated record